Leopardus geoffroyi (Geoffroy's cat) is the source of this 430-nucleotide messenger RNA. RefSeq names its product keratin-associated protein 3-3. The transcript is spliced from 2 exons. NCBI's taxonomy places the organism in Eukaryota, Metazoa, Chordata, Mammalia, Carnivora, Felidae. Gene Ontology annotation, cellular component: keratin filament. The record is from RefSeq and is a predicted model, not a curated record. Gene Ontology annotation, molecular function: structural molecule activity. The coding region runs from base 82 to 378 and encodes 98 amino acids.
GCCCCAAAGCAAGAGGAGACAUUUGUAUCUCAGAAACCUCAUCUUUCGAAGAAACCAAAAGCAAACCAGAUUCCCAGCGCCAUGGCUUGCUGUGUCCCCUGCUGCUGCAGCGUCCCCACCGGCCCCGCCACCACCAUCUGCUCCUCUGACAGAUGCUGCCGGUGCGGAGUCUGCCUGCCCAGCACCUGCCCACACACGACUUGGUUACUGGAGCCAACCUGCUGUGACAACUGCCCCCCACCCUGCCACAUUCCCCAGCCCUGUGUGCCCACCUGCUUCCUGCUCAACUCCUGCCAGCCCACGCCGUGCCUGGAGACCAUCAACCUCACAACCUAUACCCAGCCCAGCUGUGAGCCCUGCAUCUCAAGCUGCUGCUGAGCGAUGGCUGCUUUGCUCCGUGCCUGAUACUGGAAGAGUCAACCCAGAAGCU